Messenger RNA from Delphinapterus leucas (beluga whale), 946 nucleotides. The record is from RefSeq and is a predicted model, not a curated record. Lineage: Eukaryota; Metazoa; Chordata; Mammalia; Artiodactyla; Monodontidae.
CAUCCUUGAACGUGAUAAACUUCUCCUCCUUAUCUGAGACGCUGAGGAAAGUGUUGACUGGAACGGAACACCGCAUGGCAUUUUGGGGUGUCUCCCUUCAGCUUGUCUUUGGUCUGGAUAACAGUGGCAGUAUCGUUGACUAACGUAAAUGGAAUUAUGUUCAUUUAAAAAGUAUCUACAAAAAAACUGUCAAUUAGAAAAUCAUCGUUGAACACUCACUGAAUGCAUCUCCUUUGUCUCCUGGAGAAUUUCAUUUUUAGCAACUUCAAGGAAGAAAGUAAGCUUUAUGAUUUGGUGAAUCAAAUUCAUCUCCUUAGAUGGCACCUUCAAUCAAGGAAACUGAAGGAGAACCUCGGGCAAUGCCAGGAGUCUUCACUUCAUCAUGAGACACAGGAGCUUGGGAUCCAGGCUUCAGCUGCCUCCACUCAGCUGAUUUCUCUACGUUUGCAGUUGUGGAGAGGUCUGAAAGGGAAGAGUAUGAUGGGAAAGAGAAUGGACUCCAUCUUUUCAGAGACAUUUGGCUGCUGUAUAGGACCCCUUGAUGAUGGGGUAAAAGGCUCCAUGUCCUGUGCAGAAGAGGGACAGAGUUCCCCUGCGGGAGAAGGUUGUUCACCUGAGCCAGUCCUGCCUGCUCCGUUAACAGAGUCUGAAGGGCUUGAGGCCAACCAGAAGACUCUUCAUGGUGAAUCAUCACCCUCUGUUGUCAUCUGGGGUUCCAGGAUCUGGCACCAUGAUAAAGGGAUCCCUGAGAAGACUCAGGCCAUCCAGGGCCACUGGACUACCGUCAGCAACACGUGGUGUGGACCUGACCCGGGAUUCCCUUACAGCUGGAGUGGAGAACAAAAGACCACAAGAGAGGUGGAGGAAGGAAGGCACAAACCACAGAAUGUGGGUGACUUCUAGAAGCUUGAAAAAGCCAGGGAAUGGAUCCUCCCCUAGAGCCUCC